CGGCGAGCGACAAUCCUGGCCGCUGCUGCUCGUCAAGGCCCCGCGUGGCCCCGCCCCUUUUACCUGAGGCCUGAGGCGACGGAGGAGGAGGCGGAGGCGGGUCCUUCCUUCCUUCCUUCCUUGCCACCUUCGCUGUGAUUCACGACGGAGGAGGAGGAGGAGGAGUCCGGCUUCAGAGAGACUGAGAGAGAGAGAGAGAGAGAGAGCCUCUUCCCCUCAGAGCCCUCUUUGACUCAGUCAUAAUCAGGAGGGGCGAGAGAGGAAAUUGACGCCGAAGAGGAAGGAGAGCGCCUCAGGGUUGCCAGAGCGAAAACCGAAGAGGGUUCCUGUGCUUUUGAUCAUUGUGUAGAAGAGGGAGUUUCAACAGGAGAAAGGCAUAGCAGGCUUCGCAGGAUUGCCACCGUGAAAACUGGAGAGGGCUCCUGUGCUUUUAAUGGUUGUGUGGAAGAAGGCGUUUCAGCAAGUGUAACACACAACGGACUUAACAGGAGGUACCCUUCAUGCUUCCCCCAAGGCCUGAAUUACAUCUUUGAUUUCUUCUACCCAGCUGUCCUUGACUAAACAUUCUCAUAGCCUGAAGUGACCAGGCAAACAGAAGUCUCAGGAACUGGGAAGAGGGGAAUGAACCGUGAGGGUGUCCCCGGGAAGAGUCCGGAGGAGAUGUAUAUACAACAGAAAGUGAGAGUCCUGCUUAUGCUUAGGAAGAUGGGGUCAAAUUUAACCACCAGCGAGGAAGAGUUUUUACGGACAUAUGCAGGGGUAGUGAACAGCCAACUUAGCCAGCUUCCUCAGCACUCUAUUGAUCAAGGUGCUGAGGAUGGGGUGAUGGCAUUUUCCAGAUCGGAGACCGAAGACAGAAGGCAGUAACUUGAAGGGUUGCUUGAGCAAUAAAUAGCGAGAAUGGGGCAAAUAACGCUCUGGGAGAUCACGGAAGAUGGCCGGACAGUCAUGAGUUCCUUUGCCUUCCCUGAUUUUUGUGUUGUCCUGUGAUAGCCUCCCUUACCCUGAGUUCGGUUUCCCCGUUGCCCAACCUCCUGAAUGCUCUUCACAGCCAUCUGUUCUAUAUCCCUUCUUGUUGGCUCUGUGCGGUAGUGUUAAUCCAGGACAACGCCGGGAACACGUUCACGAUUGGCUCCAAAAAAAGGUGGACUCUGAUUGGCAGGCUAAAGGAAGAAAACUUGACCAGUGGAAACACGUCCCGCCCCCCCGACUCUCAAUUUUUGUAUUUUUAAGAAUUGUUGCUGACACCCUGCUUCUAAAAAGCCUUCAAGCUCCGGUGCUUAUUUAGGUCAUGCUUGUGUGGUGUGUUAUUUUGGAGAGAGGCGUGCCUGUGUGAAAUUGGAAAGGGGACUUCGGUGACUGUUUCCCGAAUGAGCGGUUUGCAGGUGUCCUGCUGACAGCAGUAUUUUCUUUGCUACAAACCAGGGAGGGGUGGGUAGAGUAGAGGGGAAUCGACGUAUUUAGUUAUCCGCUUCCCAUUUUACGUUGGGGCGGGAGAUGUUUUGCCAUAUUUAUUACAUGCUUGCUUGCCUUUUUUUAAAACAUACCUGGUUUAACUAUUGACUUCAUGUUGGCUGCAAAGUCUCCUGUGUGACUGAUGCUCCCCCUUGUCUGCUUCUGUGCUUUCCUUGAAGGAUUGGUGCUCCGAGGCAUGCGGGCUUUUUCUCAAGCCUACCCAAGCUGCAAGGAGGUGGUCAGAAACUCUCCUGCUUUGUGUAGACUUGCGGCAGUGAAUCCUGGCUCCUUCACACCUUGCUUGUGUCCGAGGAUUUCACAUGCCACAAAUCUGUGGCAUGGUUCUGUCAACCCAGCCCAGAGUACAGGGCGGUUUUUCAAGUAGUACAUACAGACCAUCCUCUUUUAAAAUCUGCGGACUGAUUCGGAGAUGGGAAGAGGGAGAACACAAACCUUUGGGUAAUAUUGGCCUAACAUAUGAACUGAUUUAUGAGCUGGGUGUAUCCUCAGGUUGGUCUUUCUUACUUGUGAUCAUUGAUUCCUUGGGCAGCAGUGUUACUCUUCCCCAAAGAGAAGCAGUCUUGGUGGUUGCAGGUGCUAUCGCCAGAUCUACUGAGUCAGGAGCAUUAUUUUGUGAUAUGCCUUGACUUGCCAGGAGCCUGUACACUCUGAUCUUGAUGUUCCAUGUGCUCUUGCUUGAGUCCUGAGUGUUUUUCUUCUCUUUAUGUGCCAUGAAUAUUCGCAGUACUUCCAGAAAGGCACCUGGAUGGGUUGCACUAAUAAAAGAUUCCAGAACAAUGUUGAAACCGAAACGCAUUUUGCCUGUUCCCUUGUCUUUAGGACAGAGACCAGUUAUCUAGAGGAAACAGUAGAAGGCCAGUUGACAUGAGUUGUCCAGGGCCAGUGCUUGUGAAGCUGUAGAAGUGGUCGCAAUCUGUGUGUGAAUGAAGGGAACGGGGGGAAAGUUUCUGUAGCCAACACAAAGCAGAGGAGAAAAAUGACACUUGAGUUUGUAAAGUUUUCAGUUUGAAAGACAAGCCUCAGCUUCCUGAGACUGGCGAUAACAUGUUUAGUCAAAUGAAAUGAGCAAUAAAUUCAGUUCAUCCUUUCAAUUCACAUUUUUUCCCCAAGAUGAGAAGGUUCUGACAUGAGAACACUGUGGCUGUCACUCUUUUGUUGCUGGGCAUCCAGACACUUUCCUAUACCCAGACGUUUCCAUGAGAAGAAAUCCUGAUUUCCCCAAGAUUUAAACUACAGUAUGUUGAGGAUUUUUGGGGAGGGUUUUUUUUAACACUUUUUCUCCUACUUACCCAGUGCUCCAGUUAAUGGCUGGUAAAAUUUGGACUGUGGCUGUGCCAUUGCCAGGACCACCUUUCCUCCGCUUUGCCCCAUACCAGCCUGUGCCACUUCUUUAAUUUAUUUGUCUGUUUUUACUACUACUGUCAUGACUGAGGAACUCCACAGCUGAAAUGCAAGAGAGUUUGUGGGGAAAGGGUCUAGUACCAGUCAUGCUACCCCUGUACCCUUUUGUAGCAGUUUCCCAACAGUUUGUGCACCCCCCCCCCAAAAAAAAAAAAGCUUUGUAUUUGACUUGUUCUUAUCCCUUCCCUACGGACGUUCCACUCCUUAGUAUUUUCGUAAAGCAGCAAAAAGGUUGUUCCAGUUUGCCCCAUCAUUGGAUGCCGCUCCCACUCCUGCGCAUGCGUUCAUACCUAUAUCUGUUGUAUAGGGGAUGAGAUGUUGCACUCCAGUGCUGCUGCUUUGGGGCUGGUGCAAAGAAUUACAUGCUCUCUGGAAAUAAAGUCCUCUGGAAAGGUCUGGAAAGUGUGGCUUGGUGAGUUUUGUUUUUGGCUGGGUUGAAUGAGCGACGUUGAGGCAUGUUUGAUUCUGGCAUGUGUGCCAUGAACAUGUGGUAUGUCCAGGCUGUCAUGUCUUUUUAACGGAGCAAGGUGAAGUGUUUCUUUCCCCCCCCCCUUUUUUUUUUAUUCAUCUUUUGGAGGCUUAAAGUGUAUCUGUAACUCGAAGGGGGUAAGGGAAAUACAGUUUUUGAGACAUA
This is a messenger RNA of Sceloporus undulatus (fence lizard), 3511 nucleotides long. It is a transcript of the gene CTNNBIP1, whose product is annotated as catenin beta interacting protein 1. NCBI's taxonomy places the organism in Eukaryota, Metazoa, Chordata, Lepidosauria, Squamata, Phrynosomatidae. Gene Ontology annotation, cellular component: nucleus; cytosol; beta-catenin destruction complex. Gene Ontology annotation, molecular function: beta-catenin binding. Gene Ontology annotation, biological process: negative regulation of Wnt signaling pathway. The record is from RefSeq and is a predicted model, not a curated record. Bases 622 to 867 code for a protein of 81 amino acids. The transcript has 7 exons.